Molecule: messenger RNA, 916 nt
Organism: Aspergillus aculeatinus CBS 121060
Lineage: Eukaryota; Fungi; Ascomycota; Eurotiomycetes; Eurotiales; Aspergillaceae
Product: NudC domain-containing protein
Exons: 4
Coding region: 49-639 (196 amino acids)
Biological process (GO): protein folding
Cellular component (GO): cytoplasm
Source: RefSeq, a predicted model, not a curated record
CUCCGAUCCGAUCCCCGGCAACUUAUUGCGGUACAAGAACAGAAGACAAUGUCGGAACAAGAACCCACCCCCGCCGACCUCGCCGCGCGCGAAGCCGAGGAACACGCCCGCAAGGCCGCCGAGCAGGCCGAGCAGGCCCAGCUCCCCUACAAAUGGACGCAGACCAUCCGCGACGUCGAGGUCACGAUCCCCGUGCCGGGCCACCUGCGCGGCCGCGAUCUGGAUGUCGUGCUCACCAAGACGAAGAUCAAGGUGGCGGUUCGGGGGCAGGAGGCUAUUAUUGAGGGCACCUUCCCCCACCCGAUCGUCGUGGACGAGAGCUCGUGGACGCUGGAGACGACCGCGCACCCGCCGGGCAAGGAGGUGGCCGUGCACCUGGACAAGCUCAACAAGGUGGAGUGGUGGCCGCAUGUGGUGACGGGGGCGCCCAAGAUCGACGUCAGCAAGAUCACGCCCGAGUCGUCCUCGCUGAGCGACCUGGACGGCGAGACGCGCGCCAUGGUCGAGAAGAUGAUGUACGAUCAGCGCCAGAAGGAGACCGGAGGCUUGACCAGCGAUGAGCAGAAGAAGAUGGAUAUUCUGAAGAAGUUUCAGGCUGAACAUCCGGAGAUGGAUUUCUCGAAUGCGCAGAUUGGUUGAGUUUGGGGUGAGGGGGUUGAGUGAGGGUGUUGUGUAUGAAGUAAUGAUUGCAUGCGUUGGUGAUGUUUGAGUCUUGUGCUCUGUACGCUGUACUCCGUACUGUGGUUGCAUUGGAGUUUUAAGAAAUGAUGCAUAAAAUGAUGGUGAUUGAAUACGAGGGUGCUUCUUCGGGACUAGCGUGUCAGCCUUACUGCGUCGAUGGCCUCCAUCGCUGGCUUGUCUUCCCCUCAGUGUUACCUAUCCCCAUGCCUUGUCGUUGCAAGCAUUGUUGCAAGGU